CUCUUCUUGAUUUACUGCCAAACCUCUCAGCAGAGCAGGGAGUUACGCUAUAGCAGAGAGAAUGCUUUUAUUUUCUGUGCUGCCUUUCCCCCCACUUUGUGUAUUUAUUUUCUUAUUUUGGGCUCCAGGCAUUUCUGAGGCUAUGUGAAGCUGCAUAUACAUGAACAGAUUACUCGCAGAUGCACAUAUCAUUACAAGGAGUUGCUUGCUGCCCAGAACUGGUAUGGCAGGGUUAACACUGCUUCCUGGUUUUGUAUUACCCUAAGAAAUAAUCAUGUUAGUGCCUUUGAGUACCCUUUGAGAUUUCCUGUGUACAGUGAUAGUAGCAGGGCCUCAGGCAGAGAAAAGGCGGGUUUCCCCCACUCACGUCUCACCUGGAAGGGAAUUUCCAUCUUGCACAAAUCUACUGCAGGACUUACAAUUGUUCAGAUAUAUAAGGCUCAUAACAGUAUGUGAGCAUUUUGUAUGAUCUCUCUGGGGAGCUGUAAAAGGAUUGUCCACCUCUGCAUUUCGUUCAAUAUCUGGUACCUUUAGGACUCCUUAAAUCAACUGGAAGAUGGCAGAAGCAGUACUGAUUGAUCUGUUCAGUCUACAAAUGAACUCACAAACUAAUGACAUUCAGAAGUUAUUAUGUAGCAUGCUAGAAAGGAUUGAAGAACGCUUCUCUGCCAGUGCUCCAUUUGUUUACAUAAUGUGCUACCAAACUCCAAGAAGUGAAAGGAGCAGUGAACAAGAUUUGUUACUUAAAGUAAUCAGCAGUUUUCAGAUUCUGAAGAAAGGAAUUGAGGUUGUGUGCAAGACAAGUACAGCUGCUGCCUUGUACACCAUUAAACAAAAACUAGAUGAAAAGGAUUUAAGCAUCAUUAAAAUAAUUUUACCAGUACAAAGGAAAGCCUUAAUGGAAGUGUUUAUAGACCACCUAUUCACUGCUGUUUACCAGUUUCAGUUUGAGGAUUUUGGGGUGGAUUGUGAAGGAAACAACCUCCAACAAAUAGCUGAACCUCAGAAUGACAUACAAACACUUCCUGCCCAUGAGAUGGAACUCAUCAGGAAUGAGAUUCAGACAUACUUGGAAAGUCUGCCAGACCUGAAAGGGAAGCUUACCAUUCUAAAAUCUUCCUUGAUCCCAGGUCACAUCUUCCUACAUGGGUUCACCACAAGGACAGGUGGGAUCUCUUAUAUACCAACGCUCAGCUCCUUCAACCUCUUCAGCAGUUCCAAGCGAAGAGAUCCAAAGGCUGUAGUUAAAGAAAACCUACGCAGGUUAGCUAAUGCUGCAGGUUUUGACUCUGAGACAUUUCACAGUGUGAAGGUCAAUCAUGCCAGUGAUGUUUGGAUUAUGGGAAAGCCCCAGCCUGACAGCUAUGAUGGAAUAGUAACGAAUCAGAAAGAUGUGACAAUAGCAGCUCCCGGCGCUGACUGCAUACCUGUGCUUUUUGCUGAUCCUGUCAAAAAAGCAUGUGGAGCUGCUCAUUCUGGAUGGCAAGGCACUUUGUUAGGAGUUGCUAUGGCUACAGUAAAUGCUAUGAUAACAGAAUAUGGCUGUAAUGUUAAGGAUAUACUUGUGGUGCUGGGCCCAUCUGUUGGACCGUGCUGUUUUACACUUCCUCAGGAAUCAGCAAAGGAAUUUUACAAUCUUGAUCCAAAAUGUGUCAGACAGUUUGAAUCUCCAGCUCCCUAUAUUGAUAUUAGAAGGGCAACACGAAUUCUUCUAGAGACUGGAGGGAUUCUGCCUCAGAACAUACAGGAUGAUUCUGUCACUGACCAAAACCAAAGUCUCACUUUCUGCACAGCAUGCCACCCUGAUACAUUUUACUCUCACGUUCGUGAUGGCACUAACUUUGGCACACAGAUUGGCUUCAUAUCGAUCAGAGACUGAGGCAGUGUCUCUUAUCCUUGAGUAGUAAUCGGACAAUAACUGUUAGCAUUGCCUGACAUCUUACUCUCCUGAUAGUAGGCCUCUCCCCUUUCCUUCACCUGAUAAGUGCUGAGGAAGAAGUGGACUUAUCAGAAGGGAUUUGUAACUGUUGGGAUGCCUUGUUCCCCUGUGGGAGGUGAGACCAGCAGCCGGAUGAAAGAGCCAGAGACUGGGUUGCAUGGGGAAUUCUCAUGGAAAGAGAAGAUCUUUGGGAGCUAGACUAUCCAUGCACAACACCCCUAAACCUUUCUGAAUUAUACCAGCAACAUGGCUCCAUUGUCUGACUUCCAUUUUCUACCUCCCAUAUUCCCAGACCUCUGUAGUGUGGGAAAGCCCUGAAGAGAGUUACUGCUUCUCUCAGAGCGGCAGUAACGUUCAGUAAGCUGCAGCAUCGAUUGUGUUGACCUGAAAGCAGAGCAUGCUGUGUAGAGCUGCUAUUUUCUUGACUCCUCUCCGUCCCGGGCAAUGUUGCUACCAAUUUCAUGAAGCUGGGUUUCUGCACUGAAGCCCUUGGUAUCUACACAAUAGGGAGGUAUUUUCAAAUCCUUCUUUCCUCUCUAUCUGCCCACUCCUCCGCCCUUUCUGCUCACACUGAUUUCCCACUGCACUGAGCAGCCAAGUGCAUCAUAUGCUACUUAGUAGUCGGACAGCUGGCAGGCACCAAGAGGUCAGUAAAAAGGAGUGCAAGCUCUAGCUGUGGGCAUGCCAUUUUAAGAGACAGAGAAUCAGAGGAGAGCGACAUAUUGGAGAGGGGAUGUUUCUUUUCUAUUUUGUAUAUUUCUUGGCUCUCAUCUUCCCAUGCCUGUAUGCUGGGUGGACUGAAAUGUUUGAGCUCAUUAUGAAAGUUGCAAAGGGAUCAUUAGAAAUACAUAACCAAAGUUUCAUGAUUUGGUUUCUGCUUAUUUUUUCCUAGUGGAUUUUAAUUUAAGAUGAUUAAAGUUCCUAAGCUAGCUUCACUGGACACUAAGUCCUUUCUUAGUGAACAAGGUCAGUUUCAGGCUUGAACAAUCAGUGGAAUUGCAAAUUUAUACAAUUCCAGGUAAGCUCGAUGGCUCCUCUCAGCAUCUUGGUCUCACUAGACCUUUACAGUUCAAGCAAAGUUCAAAGCUGAAGAAGGUCAAGUGAGAACUCCUCUUCUGAUUUGGCAAUGCGACUUGGCCUGGAUGUGUCUCUGUUACAGGGGUUGGCAACCUUUCAGAAGUGGUGUGCCGAGUCUUCAUUUAUUCACUCUGAUUUAAGG
This is a messenger RNA of Chelonoidis abingdonii (Abingdon island giant tortoise), 3158 nucleotides long. RefSeq names its product laccase domain containing 1 (gene LACC1). Lineage: Eukaryota; Metazoa; Chordata; Testudines; Testudinidae. Gene Ontology annotation, molecular function: copper ion binding. The record is from RefSeq and is a predicted model, not a curated record.